CUUAAAUGCACAGCGGCCCAAACGCUGCCUUGGGGAUGAAACCUUGACUUUCUGAGUUUCUAGCCAAUACUGGAGUUAUGAGCUUGGUGUAGUUGUAGCAGUAAAUAAGAGGCGUCACGUUGCUGCAUCUGUAAUUGGUUGCUGCUUAGACAUUGUUGGAAUUUGUAGCUGAGGGGGAAAAAAAACUGAGACUUGUGAGUAACUUCAUAGCCAAUUGAUCCUUUGUAGUUUUGUUGCGACUGCAGAGACACAAAGAGACAGGGAAUGGCUUAUGCUGCUCUGACUUCCCUUAUGGGAACUAUUGAGAAAAUUCUGCAACAAAACCCGUAUGAGUAUCCUGAGAAAGGAGAAGAAAUGAAAUUUCUACAUGAAACUCUUGGUUCUUUGAGGUCCAUUCUGGAGGAUUCUGUGGAAAGAAGUGAUCUUGAGAUGAUUAAAAGGUUGGAAGCAAAAACCACACAGAUGGCAUAUGCACUAGAAGAUAAACUUGAGUUAGCAAUUGAAAGUGGAAAUCUUGGAAUCAGCUUGAUCCAAAUAAAAGGCGAUAUCGAUUCCACCAUGAAUGACUGGAUGAAGAUCAAGACGAGCUAUGAAAAUAAUGUCAAAGCUCUUCCAGCAAAUGAAGGUGUUAGUCCCGAUUCAUCAAAACUUUCUUCGCAGCCAGAAAAUGUUAUGGUUGGCCACACCAAUGAAUUAGACAUGAUGUUGGAUCAUCUUACUAGGGGCUCACGUGAACUAAAAGUUGUCUCAAUUGUUGGGAUGGGGGGCAUUGGUAAGACAACAUUUGCGACAAGAAUUUAUUGUGAUCCAGUAAUCAUUUCUCGCUUUGACACUCGCUCAAUGGUUACUGUUUCACAAGAAUUUUAUGUUAGAAGGAUACUUCUAGGCCUUCUUAAUUCUAUCAUGUCAAUUCCUCGAGAAAUUUGUAACGAAAGUGAUGGACAAUUAGCAGAUCGGCUACAAAAGGGUUUAAAAGGGAGGAGGUAUUUGAUUUUCAUUGAUGAUAUAUGGAGCACUGAAGCAUGGGAUGAUAUGAAGCUAUGUUUCCCAGAUGAUGGCAAUGGAAGCCGAAUAUUACUGACCACUCGUAAUACAGAGGUAGCUGAAUAUGCUAGCAUGAAUGAACCUCCCUUUCAUCGCAUGCGUCUUUUAAGUAUCGAUGAAAGUUGGAACCUCUUCCACUCAAAGGUUUUCACUCAAAAAGUAUUUUCCUCUGAAUUUGAGAAUAUAGGGAAAGAAGUUGUUAAAAAAUGUCAAGGAUUACCGCUAACAAUCAUCAUAGUUGCUGGACUUCUCUCCAAAAUCCAUUCAUUAGUUGAAUGGGGAAAUGUUGCUGAAGAUGUGAACUCACUUUUAUAUGAGUGUCCUGAUAAACAGUGCUCAAGACUUAUUGAUCUUAGUUACCGCCACUUGCCUCAUCACAUAAAAGCCUGUUUUCUUUAUUUUGGAGUUUUUCAGGAAGACACUGAGAUUAAUGUCAAGAGACUUGUCAGGCUAUGGGUUGCAGAGGGAUUUCUUGAGGUAGAAAAGGAUAAGAGCUUGGAAGAAGUGGCUAAGAAGUGUUUAGAAGAUCUUAUAGAUAGAAGUUUAGUUUUCGCCGAUAAGGGGAGUACUCGCAAUGGAAAAAUAAAGACAUGCAAAAUGCAUGAUCUUUUACAUGGAUUCUGCUUGAGAGAAGCUCAGAGAGAAAACUUUCUGCGUGUCAUUCAAAAGAAAGAUGAUGAUCAUCAUGCAAAGCCUGACCUCUUUCAUCCAAAAGUUCAUAGACGGAUAAGUAUCUCGAGUUGUGACAAUAUAAGUUAUAUUUUGAUCAUGAUACUUACAACAAAGCCCGUUCGAUUUUAUUUUUGGGUAAGCCUUACUACAUUCCGGAUAUCAAACUAGAGUACUCACGUUUCAAGCUAUUGAGAGUAUUAGAUAUAGCUACUGACACAUUGAGAGGCAUUUUCCCUAAGGAUAUCCUUUGCCUGUUUCACUUGAGAUACCUGGCUUUUACCUAUGCCGGAUCUUUGGAUUCUCCCCUGCAUAUGAGCCUUUGGAAUCUUCAAACUUUUGUAUUUGAUUACCGGGUCUGUGGUUGUAUAUAUUUUGUAGAAGAAAUAUGGAGGAUGGCACAAUUAAGGCAUCUAAAGUUUAGCUUGAAUUGCUUACCCCAACCUUCUCAUGUCUCAACUGACGAAGAGAAGUGCUUGGUGCUGCAAAAUUUGCAGACAUUUUCUGGGUUGAAUCCUUUAAAUUGUACAAAGGAAGUGUUCAAAAGGAUUCCCAAUGUUAAGAAGCUAAUGAUUCUAGGACACAAGGUUCAAUACAAUGAGAGUGAAAUGCCAGAUUGCUUCAAUGACCUUGUUAGUCUAGCUAAACUUGAGUCACUGGGUUUUUACAUUCAAACAAAUAUUAACCACUUGAGUUUGUGCCUUCCUCCUCCAGGCAACUUUCCGCAGAACCUUAAGAAGUUGACAUUUUGCUCUACGUGCAUGCCUUGGAAGAAUAUGGACAUUGUUGGUAUGCUACCCAAUCUUGAGGUACUUAAAUUGAAGAACAGUGCUUGCAUAGGUGAAGAGUGGGAACCAUCUGAGAAUGGGUUUUAUCAACUGAAAUUCUUGCUUUUAAGUAGCUCAGAUCCCAAAUACUGGAAGGCAACUAGUGACCAUUUUCCACUCCUCAAGCAUCUGGUGCUAAGACAUUGCUAUCAUUUACAAGAGAUACCUCUGGAUUUCGCGGACAGUGUCACAUUGCAGUCUAUUGAGAUAGAGAACUGCGAGCGUUCCGUUGUGACUUCUGCCGAGCGAAUUCAGGAAGAGCAACGGAACCUGGGAGCUGAUGAUCUUGUAGUUCGUGCAUACAGAAUUCGAGGUUGUGAAGAUGUAGAUCAUAGUGGAAGUUAAUCUGAUUAUUUUGUGCCACUUCUCUUCUUGUAAGUAUUUCACAUUGAUGUUCUGCACUAUACUGCUAAGAGAGUUGUGCAUAGGCAUAAGUUCAUCCAGUCUUGUGAAUACCUAACCUGAUAAAGUGACCCGACUCUCCUCGUCAACUUAUAAGUUCCAUCCCCUUUUUAGUUUACAAGGCUUUUUAAUAUCUGUUGCUAUAUGAUGGAAUCUGUUAACACCUUCAACUGCACUUACUAUAAGCAUUUCUUUUGGUUGCAUAGCUAUCCUGUUUCAUGUCAAAAAAAGGAAAAUUAUACGGGAGAGUCACUUUGUGCGGUGGUCUUUAAGCCAUACCCAGUUUUCAAAUUAUUUUGCAUCUACGCCCGUUUUUGUCUUAAAAUAAGUUCAAAAGUACUACUUUGCCCUCCAUCAAGAUCUGGUCCAUCUAUACCCCAAAAUAGAUCACCAAAAUCUGGUGUCUCAUGCGCAGCCGCACGCUCCUCCAUCACCGUCGUCAAACUUCCACCACCUCUAUUGCUAAUCUUCCACCACCUCCGCCGCUCCAAUCUAGCGCAACGCUCUUCCUUCGCCCUUAUCUUCGUCCCUAACACCUUUCUUUGUUACGCAUAUCUAAUAAACAAUAAUCCUCUGUCACUAAUUCCGACAACAGAGAAUAAUAUUGUCAUCUGCGCCGCUCAUUCCGCUUCACCGUCCUCUAGUCAUGUAGUCAUCAUCCUCAAGAAUUUGAACCAUUUUACCAAUUACUACUCUUCAGAGAUUGCACUACAAUACACGCUUUGUAGUGAUUCCUUUCUCUUCUGCCCGCACACUCUAUGGGUUCGUGAAGUUGUUGUUUUCAACCAUUAAAAAACUUCAGGCUUCGGGACCUGAAGUUCAACAAUAGCAGCGUCUAACUUCAGACUCGAAUGUCUGAAGUUUAUACUCAAAUAUCUGUAGUAUGUACCCAUAUGUCUUGAAGUUCAUAGCCAAAUGUCUGAGGUUCAUACCCCAAAUAACUGAAGUUUAUAGCCUAAAGUUUAUACCCAAAUGACAGAAGUUCAUAGCAAAAUGUCUGAAGUUCAUAUCCCAGUGUCUGAAGUUUAUAUCAUAAAUGUCUAACAUGCUUACUCAUAUGACAGUUUAUAGCAAAAUGUCCGAAGUUUUUCUUUUAUUCUUUUAUUCUCCUGUUGUAUGUCAUUUUUUACUUUGUUUUUCAUCAGAUUUAGAUUCGGUUAACAGAAGUAAUUUGGUUAUGCAUUGUAGAGGUUGAGCUACACUUUAUGCAACUGGGGUUAUUUCCUUUAAAUUAUUCAUCAUUUUAACAAUUCAGGGGUAUUAUUUAAUAAUUUGGUUUUGCUGAAAUCUUAUUUUUGGUUGGUUUAUCUGGAGUUGACGGGUAGCUCUUCUUUUUGUUUUGGUUGAUUUUAAGGACAUCAAUCUAACUUGGUGUUGUCUGUAGUCAUGUAUCAGAUAUGUAUUCAUGUUCAGUUUCUCCACUCAUCCAACGAAUCUCACAUUGCAGAUUAAUUUUGGAACUCCAAACAAUUUGUUAUGAUAUCCCGUUUUUCAGAAUAUUUUGUUUAGUUGGCCUAUUGGAGUGUAAACUUCAGAUCUGGGAGUCUGAAGUUCACCUGUAGCAGUGCAAAGUUCAGACCUCUGCUUUGUACUUAGCAAACUUCAGAUUCCGAGGCCUGAAGUUCUCAUGUAGUAGUGUAAAAUUCAGAUCUUUAAAUCUGAAGUUCCCAUGUGCAAACUUCAGGUCCCGAGGCCUGAAGUUCUCAUGUAGUAGUGUAAAAUUCAGAUCUUUAAAUCUGAAGUUCUCAUGUGCAAACUUCAGAUCUCAGACCUUUAGUAAGUCUUGUAGGAAAGAGCUCUUUUGUUUAAUGCAAAGUAUUUUCACUUGUCUUGUU
Molecule: messenger RNA, 4777 nt
Organism: Nicotiana attenuata
Lineage: Eukaryota; Viridiplantae; Streptophyta; Magnoliopsida; Solanales; Solanaceae
Product: putative late blight resistance protein homolog R1B-12
Exons: 4
Coding region: 265-1884 (539 amino acids)
Biological process (GO): defense response to other organism
Molecular function (GO): ADP binding
Source: RefSeq, a predicted model, not a curated record